This is a messenger RNA of Phalacrocorax carbo (great cormorant), 2735 nucleotides long. The record is from RefSeq and is a predicted model, not a curated record. NCBI's taxonomy places the organism in Eukaryota, Metazoa, Chordata, Aves, Suliformes, Phalacrocoracidae.
AACUUCCAUACAUAAAUUUUGUACUCUUGCCUUUUCUUACGAUUGAUAGCUGCAAGAGGCCUUUGGAAAGGAAGCCUUAAUUGAAAUCUUUUCUGAAUUCCAAAAUAUGUCUGAGCUCCCAAUGAUAAUUACUCAAAAUUGAAUCUGUAGGCAGAAACCUCUUCUCAUGUGACAAAGAAGAAUUUGACUCCUUUCUUUAAGGCCUGGGCAUGGCCAGUCAAGGAGAUCCUUUCCCAGCAGCUAGCUGUUUCUUUCCCUGGUUGGUUAGAUGAUCCAGUGAAGCAAUAUAUCUCCUAAGCAGGUUUUUUCUCAUGGAAAUGAAAAUGUGAUUGUGAUAAAGCCAGUGCUCUGCAAUAGUUUUAAAUGGUGUCUGAAUGGUAUGGUAUUAUAAUGGAUCUGAGAAGCAGCUCUACAUUGUAGAUGUGAUAGAAGAGUUCAUUCUUGGCUCCCUCCCAAGUCUGCCUUUAGUGUGUUAGGGUCCCUAAUGACCAGAGACCCCACUUCACAGGAGCUCAUCUCCUCCUUGCUGUGAGGAGUCACCAGUCACUCUCUGCAGAUGUCCAGUGGUAACUCUUUCCCUGCCAAGGUUGGAUGGAGAAUUCUUUCCUGCUAGGCAGGUAGAGGAGUACUACCCCUUUUUUCCACAGCCUAGGUGAAGUUUCCUCUUGAAAAGUUUUCCUUUUGGAAAUUAAAAUUAGUUCCAAUGUAUUGUUAUCUCCAGGCACAAUAAGACUGCUGGGCAAAGCUGAAAUCUAGUUUCAGAACCAUGCAAGAAAUGGUGUAAUAUCUGCCCCUCUUUCCUGCUAGGGGACUGAAGAUGGAAGACAGCCACUCCCUCCAAAAUCAAGGGGCAGAAAAGCUAGACACAGUAAUUGGCACAGUAGCUUUGCACUGAGCAACUCUGCUCAGUGGUGUCUGAAGACAUUUUAUUAUAUUACUGAGAAAAAAUGGAUUAUAUUUUUGAACAAGUGGAUGAGUGGCAGGAAAAUUCCAGUUCUGUAAUAUGUCAGCCAGAUACCUUUCUGUUUCUUUCUGUUUUUCUUUUCAGGCCUUCCUGGUGGGAAGAGGUGGGCAGAGGUGAUACUGCUGCACAGCUGGCUCUCACCACUAGCUCUUGUAUUAAUGAAAAAAGUGCCUGUGGCCCAGAAAUCACUGGUUUGCACAAAUGGUUACUGGAGCUCCAAAAGUCAAGAAUGGGGCUGUUCCUUUAUUAGCCAUUCCUUUUCCAGGAAGCAAACCAACAGAGGCAAGGUUAAGACUGCAGAUGGUAAAACUAGCUGGAUGUGCACAAGCAGUGUAUGACAGGGCUGAUGCAGAGUUCUGCUGUCCAAGCUCUCUCUUUCUGUGAGAAUGCUGCUGCAUGAAGUUCAGGGCUUUCAGUGCUUGCUUUACAAUGACCAUCUCCUGAGAAAUGGCACAAAAUGUGAAGUGAUUAUGUGUGUCACUACACUAGAGGGUGCUUGUUCUUUUUGUUCUCUAAGCCUCUGUCACCACAUAGCAUCAGAAGUCAUUGAACUUCCAUACUAAGGGACAACCAGCUCUGUGUAGUUGUCUCUGAAAUAUGAGAGCUGUGUACUGGCAACACCCUGUGUUCCUGGGACUCUGCAGAGAGAAAAGCAACUGUUGAUCAAAGACGAUGACUCCUGGAGGGAGCCCCAGUCAAGGGACUGCAGCCCCAGCAGAGAAGAGGUGUCCACUGCUUAGCUCUUGGGUUCUGCUCGCUUUUGCCGUUGUCCUCAAAGCAAGCCUCAUAUCCAUCUGCCUUGUCGCAUCCUUCUCCCAUAGCAGCGACCAGCCCACAGCCCUGCAGCAGAAAUUCAUGGAGUGGUGGUGCGUCUCUGCAGUGCCACAAGGGAAAGGGCAAGGCUGGACGUGCUGCCCGAAGGGCUGGAAACAAUUUCAAGAAAUGUGUUACUACCUUGCGGAUGAUGAGAUGUCUUGUGCUGAGAGUGUGCAGAACUGCACUGGGAUGGGCUCCCACCUGGUGGUGAUCAACAGCGAAGCAGAGCAGGUUUUCCUCACUAACGAGCUACGACAAUAUCCACUAGCACGGAAUUACUACAUCGGUCUGAAUGCACAGGUGGUGGGCCAGUGGCAGUGGGUGGACCAGACUCCAUAUAAUGAGGCGGCAGCGUUCUGGCGGAGUGGGGAACCAAGUAAUGUGGCUGCUGAGAAGUGCGCUGCAAUCCAUACGAGUUCAGUAACGCGUAAUUGGAACGAUGUCCGAUGUGAGGAGCAUUAUCGCAUUUGUGAAGCUGCAGCAGUAACUGUGUGACGGAGCAACCUUCAUCCUGAGUAAAACUGGGGGAUGAGCUGGGAACAGCUCAGGACUGUGUUGGGAGGGAUGGUGGGCCCUGGAUCCUGGACCUUUACUCUGCUUGGUGGGACAAUGUGAGUGGAAGUGGUAUUACCCUGUGUAGAGCACUCCCAGUGCACGUAUCAGCUCAUGGAACACAUGAAGGCUCAGCAUCAUCAAAGCAGGUCUUGGGCUCUUGCGUCCUCUUCCCUCUGAGUGGGUCUGGCAGCCGGUGGCUGAAAAGAGGUUGAGUUCUCCAGAAAGAAGACACAGGAAUGGAAGACAGAUGUUCAGAGCUGCUAUUUCCUUUCUCUGCUUGAGCAGAGGCUUCUGCUUUUUCUUGGGGCACUCAGAGAAUAUCUUAUUCUUGCAUUGGUUUUGCUGAACAAAUACUGAUUGCCUGUAUAAGAAAAAAUACGGUAUUAGACCAAUGAAAAAG